ACAAAUAGUCGCCGACCGACUGCCAAUCCGCCUCUCUCUCCCUCUCUCCACAACAUGACUGACUGGGAAGCGGUGGCUCAGGCAGAGCAGCUCUGCGGGCGCGGGCAGGAGGAGCAGGAGGAUUAUUAAAUAACGCAGCUCCACUCUGUACAACUGGAGUGGAGAGAAGGAGCCCAACAUCCGCGAAGGGGAGGGAGGGCGGAGGAGGGGGACCGGGAAAGACAGUCCCGUGCCCCGAAGACAUAAAUCCCCGAGUGCCCGGGAGGAGCCUAACAAGCGGCGCGGAGCCCUCAAGGUUACUAAGUUAGCUAUCGCAGCACAAGCCUUGGAGUCCCAAUGGGGGACUCUGGAUCAAGACGAUCUACUCUGGUCUCCCGGUUGCCAAUUUUCAGAAGGAGUAUUAGCAGAAAACACGAUUCCCUUCCUUCUUCACCCUCCUCCAGUAAUACGGUCGGUGUCCACAGCUCCUCUCCUUCCAGCACUAACUCAAGCUCAGGUAGUACAGGUAAACGCAGAAGCCUCUUCCGUACUCCAUCCAUCAGCUUUCAUCAUAAGAAGGGGAGUGAACCUAAGCAAGAACCUACCAACCAGAACCUUGGUAUUUCAAAUGGUGCUCAACCUGGUCAGAGCAGUAUGCAAAAACUGAGUUUGGAAGAACAUACUAAAGCCAGGGGAAGACAUUCUGUUGGUUUUAGCACUUCCCGAAAUAAGAAGAUAACAAGAUCUUUGACAGAGGAUUUUGAAAGGGAAAAGGAACACUCGACUAAUAAGAAUGUCUUCAUAAAUUGCCUAAGUUCUGGGAAAAGUGAGGGGGAUGAUUCUGGGUUCACAGAAGAACAAACUCGCCGUUCUGUUAAGCAGUCAACAAAGAAGCUCCUUACUAAAUCUUUCUCAUCUCACUACAAAUUUUCUAAGCCAGUUCCACAGAGCCAAUCUAUUUCACUGGUACAACAAUCUGAAUUCUCAUUGGAAAUUACACAGUACCAAGAACGGGAACCUGUAUUAGUAAGAGGUUCUCCAUCUUGUUCUAUGGAUGUAACAGAACGGGCAGGUAGCUCUUUACAGUCUCCAUUGCUUUCUGCUGAUCUUACUACAGCUCAGACACCUUCAGAGUUCUUAGCCUUGACUGAAGAUUCUGUGUCUGAAGCGGAUGCAUUUCCUAAAAGUGGAAGUAUGGCAUCCCACUGUGACAACCUUGGCCACAAUGAUUCUACCUCUCAGAUUUCUCCCAAUCCUGCUGCUGUUACAAAGACCACAAGAGACCUUAGGGGAACCGUUCCCUGUGCAAUUGUGUCUCCUGGGAAAUACAGAUCAGAAGGUCGAUGUAGCACUGAAUCUAGUUCUUUCCCGGAAACCUCUGCUGCUAAUCAGAAGGAAGUGUUAUUGCAAAUCACUGAACUACCUGUUAUGAAUGGGAGUAACUCAGAGACUCACCUCUCAACUGAUACAAGAGAAGAGCAUGUGGUAAUACAAAAUGGUGAAACAAUGUUGGCAACAAGCUCCCCAAGGAAAUUUGGAUUUUAUGAGCACCAUAAAGCAGUAGCUGAACGUGUGAAAGGGAUCCAUCCUAUUUCAGAUUCAAGGAUAAUACCCUCUUCUGGUGAUCAUCAUGUUUUAAACAAAACUUCAUAUGGAUAUGAUGCAAAUCCUGCCAAAGUUCUUGCCAGUAGCCUCAGUCCAUACCGUGAAGGAAGAUUUAUAGAGAGGCGACUGCGAUCCUCAUCAGAAGGGACUGCAGGGAGUAGCAGGAUGAUUUUGAAACCAAAAGAUGGAAAUGUAGAAGAAGUUAAUAGUCUAAGGAAGCAAAGAGCAAGUUCAUCAUCUUCAAAAAUGAACAGCAUGGUAAGUAUAUAUCUAUGCUUGUGUAUAAUAAAAUAAUCCCAUAUAUUACUGGCAUGUUCAUG
This is a messenger RNA of Odocoileus virginianus texanus, 1904 nucleotides long. The record is from RefSeq and is a predicted model, not a curated record. NCBI's taxonomy places the organism in Eukaryota, Metazoa, Chordata, Mammalia, Artiodactyla, Cervidae.